UUUGAUAGCAUCCUUAGUAGUCUCUACUUCAAUAUUCUAUUUUCUACCUUCUCAAGUGAACAAUUUUGUUCUAUAUAUACAUGCAUGCAUGUAUGUAAGAUGCAUGGCUUAAAUCAACCUCAAGGUAGAAAAGAAAAACAUAAAAGAGAUAUGAAUUAUCUUGUAGUGUUUAUGAUUCUUUCUCUUUCAAUCUCAUAUGCAGCUUCUACUUCACUUGACAAGAGUUUCAUGCAGUGCAUGUUAACCAUAAUUGGUGACUAUUCUAAAAACAUUGAAAAAACAGUCUUCAACUCAUCCUCUUUAUUGUAUCCAAAAGUUUUGGAAUCAUUGGAACAAAAUCCAAGAUGGUUAAAUUCAUCAAACAAGCCUCUUCUCAUUGUUAAACCUUUUCAUGAAUCAGAAAUUCAAGCAGCAAUUCUAUGCAGCAAAGAGAUUGGUGUUCAGAUUAGAGUAAGAAGUGGCGGCCACGACUACGAAGGGCUAUCUUAUCUAUGUAAGACACCCUUUAUCAUGAUUGAUCUCAUCGAAAUCCGUUCGAUCAAAAUUAAUCUUGUCGAUGAAACAGCUUGGAUUCAAGCUGGUGCAACAUUAGGUGAACUUUACUAUAAAAUUUCAAAAGCAAGUAAAGUUCAUGGAUUUCCUGCUGGAUUAUGUGCAAGUGUUGGAAUAGGUGGUCACAUAAGUGGAGGAGGGUUUGGUACUUUGUUGAGGAAAUAUGGUUUAGCAGCUGACCAUGUUGUUGAUGCUUACCUUAUUGAUGCAAAUGGAAGGAUUCUUGAUAGAAAAUCAAUGGGAGAAGAUGUUUUUUGGGCUAUAAGAGGAGGUAGUGCAUCAAGUUUCGGAGUCGUUCUUGCAUGGAAGAUAAGAUUGGUUAAAGUUCCAUCAAUCGUUACUGUAUUCAGCGUCCGAACAGUAGAGGAACGAGCUAAAAAGCUCUUUCAUAGGUGGCAAUACAUAGCAGAUAAAUUGCAUGAAGAUCUUUUCAUUAGAGUAGUUGCUCAAAAUGAUGGUUCAAAUUCAAAACAAAUAAUACAAGCCUUUUUUAACUCUCUUUUCCUUGGAGGAAAAGAUAAGUUAAUACCAAUAAUGAAUGAGAGUUUCCCUGAAUUGGGGUUGCAGGCUAAAGAUUGCAUUGAAAUGAGUUGGAUUCAAUCAGUUUUGUAUUUUGCAGGAUACAACAAUUGGGACCCACCAGAAUUUUUGUUGAACAGAACUACCAUCUACAAAAGCUCAUUCAAGGCUAAAUCUGAUUAUGUAAAAGAGCCUAUAUCAGAAACAAGUCUAGAAGGUGUUUGGACAAUGCUUCUAAAAGAAGACACAUUAGCAUUACUAAUAAUGGAUCCUUAUGGUGGAAAAAUGAGUGAAAUUUCAGAAUCUGAAAUCCCUUUUCCACAUAGAGAGGGAUACUUGUACAAUAUACAGUAUAUGGUCAAGUGGGAAGUGAAUACCAUUGAUGAAUCCAACAAGAAUUUAAAGUGGAUGGAAAUGGUUUACAGAUACAUGACUCCUUAUGUUUCAAAAUCACCAAGAGCUGCAUAUUUCAACUAUAGGGAUCUUGAUUUAGGUAGCAACAAGCAUGACAACAAUACAAGCUACUCUGAAGCAAGUGUUUGGGGAAGCAAGUAUUUUAAGGGAAACUUUAGGCGCUUGGCAAAAAUUAAGACAAAAUUUGAUCCUCAAAACUUUUUCAGGAAUGAGCAGAGCAUUCCUCUUCUAAAUAUCUAGAACCUUGAUGUAGUGUUUUAAUAGUGGAUAAGAAUUAUAUAGCUUGUAGUUUCAUAUCAAUGUUGUCAAAAUUUAAUACAAAGUGUCGUCAAAUAACAGUUAUAGCGGUACGAUAGUAUUGUAGUGUGUUAAUCUUAUAACAGCUAACGUGUUAAUCUUCUGCUAUGCAUUUGUAAUAAACCCAACCCUGAAUGAUUUGCAGCCAUUUCAUAAUUAUAUGUUAGUCUUAGAUAAUACAAAUCAUAUGUUCUUUUUAAAUAGCUAAAUGAAUUUUAUAAAGCUUU
Molecule: messenger RNA, 2009 nt
Organism: Cicer arietinum (chickpea)
Lineage: Eukaryota; Viridiplantae; Streptophyta; Magnoliopsida; Fabales; Fabaceae
Product: berberine bridge enzyme-like 22
Molecular function (GO): oxidoreductase activity; FAD binding
Source: RefSeq, a predicted model, not a curated record